AAGCCCAAAUCGAGACCUCGACGACUCAUCUUUUUAUUUUCAUAAUCUCAUCUUCUCAUCUCGUAUUGUCACCUAGAGCGUUGAAUGCACGGCCAUACCGAAGCGCGUGAGGAAAACUCCCAGAGUCAUAGCCAGCCAGCGACCACCACCUUCUCUUACCUUUGUUGAAAGAAAAUCGCAAGAAAGGAAAUCACAACGUAACUAAAGAAACAAAUCGGAGGCAUUAUUUGAAUCGCCAUGAGCGACCACCACCCACGGCUGCACCACCUUCGCUCCACAUCGUACCUAUUGAAGGAAUCUCUGUCAUCGUUCUCAUCCAAUUUCAUCACAUUCCUUUUCCUCUCUCUCCUAACCCUCUCCUUCCGAACCCUCGUCGAGACAGGCACCGCCCAUGUCACCUCCUUCAUCGACCGCGACCCUUCUCUCCGGGCCCUCCUCUCCCGCCUCGACCUCGCCGGAAACGCCCACCAUCACGGCCACGGCCACGGCCACGACCUCCCAUCCACAGCUGCCAACCACGCCCUCCGCCACCGACGCCGCCCCUUCCUCCACCUCACCCGCGUCGGAACCCUAGACGAUGACUUCUUCUCCGGCGACGAUGACGACGACCGCUCCCUCUUCGGCUCAAUCCCCAAAUCCCCCGCCAACGCCACCCUUCUCACUCUCUUCCCCUUCUCCCCCACCUCAGCCUUCUCCGAUCUCCUCGCCGACGACGGAGUUAGGGUUUCUCAAGUCAUCCGCUCUGGAACCACCUUCAAUACCCUGGGAUUGUCCUCCCUGUCGUCGCGAACGCCUCGCGACGACGAUAGCGGCGACAGCGAGGAGGAGAAGCGGGACGAGAACGCGGAGAGGAAGGAGGGCGUGGAUUUGCAGUUUUUCGUGAAGGGGAUCGAGGUGGGUCGUCGGGACGCGGCGGCGCUGUUUUUUCUGGUGAGUUUCCUCUCCGCCGCCUAUGGAUGGGUGAUUCUCGUUUUUCUCGUGACGUAUUCGUGGGUGUUGGGUGUUGUGUUCGUCUCCGUUGUGAAUGAUCUGUUGGGGAGGUUUAGCUCCGUUACGGUUUUGGUUUGGGAUGGUUCGAGGUUAGGUCUGAAGAGGCUUUCGGGGUUUAUUCUGAUGCGUUGGGCUGUGAGGGACGCGUUGACUCAGCUUCUGGGGUUGUGGUACUUCGGAGAAAUUGAGGAUCAGUACUCGUUUUUCAAGCUCUUUGUGAGGUUGAAAUUGAUGCCCUUCUCUGUUAUGUCUCCUUGGGUUAGGGGCUUUGAGAGAGAGAUUUCUGGGUUCUUGUUUACUUGGUUUCUGGUGGAUACUUUUGUUGCUUUUAUAUUCUCCGUGGAUGCUUGGGUUGCCAUUGUGGACUCAAGGAAGAGUGGGAGGGAGAUUGUGAAGGAAGGGUGCUAUUUGAUAUCUACUAUGUUCAACCAGGCUAUUCAGGUUAAGUGCUUGGAGGCUAUACUUUGUGGGUCCUUUGUCAGGUGGGGUUUGGGCCGGGUUUGCGGGAGGUCCUUCGCCAAGAUGUUUCAGUCCACCAUGGAGGUUUACUUCAUGGUUACUUGGCUUUUGUUUUACUUUGUAGCAACGUGUAAGGACGCUGAUCUUCAUGGUAGGAGGUUUGGACAGAGGGAAUUAGAGGGCUUGGUUGAAGGUCUCAGAUGAUAUUUGAGGGUGGUUGAACUUGGAUGGAUGAAUGUGGUUUUUUCUUUCUUUUUUCUUAUUGUGAUGCACAAGUAGCAGCAGCAAUGUUUCAAAGGUUCUUUGUGUCUCCCACAUUUGCCGUCGCUGUUGCCGCCAUUCUCUAGUUUUGUCACCAGCUAUGUGUCAAAUGUGUACUUCACCAAAAGGCUGAUUACUUCUCGUGUAUAUUCUGAAUGAGGGUAGUUCUUAUGUAUAUUAUUCAUGGAAUUGUUGAAUUAGUUCACUCAAAUAUGUGCUGGUGAUGAUAGUCACAAAUUACAGGGUUUGGGUAAUGAAGAAUGGUAAUGAUUUUUGUCCAUGCAACUUGGGCUUAUGUUGUGAUGACAAAAGUAACUGCAUAGCCUUCUGUUUGUUUGGAAUGAUGCUCCAUUUAUUAGGGAAAUUUGGUGGCAUGACUUGGACAUAAUCACAAACAAUGAAAAGCACUUUAAUCUGCUACAUAGAACAGGGAAAAUUAUUAGUUUGAGUUAUGCAUUGUGUCCCCCUUUUAGAAAUUCUCCAGGAAGGCUGUUCAUGCUAAUACUUUUUUGUUCUGUAUGAUUAUCAAAUCCUUUUCAUAAGCAAGCCUUCACAUUUGCUGUAUGUAUAUAAUCAUCUUGUAGAAAGUUCAUAAAACUUGUUUUGCAUCAUGGAAUUACUCGACUAAGUUUGAAUGAGAGGAAAUUUUGGCUGAUAGCAAAAAAAACUAGGGCUACAUCAAGGGGCAUUCCAAGUUUUUAGUUAUUUCUUGGAGAGCUUUGUGUGUACUUCUGCUAGACUGUUUUUUAAUAUUCAGAGUAAACAGUUCAUGUUUUCUGUCUGGUGUUUUGUAUGUUUACUUUAUAAUAAUUUGUCUUCCUGAAUUUGCAAUCCUUUCCCUUUGACUAGCAUCGAGGAAUGCGAUUUUUUAUGUAUAAAUGUUUUGUUAGAGUAAUGGAAUUUACCUGAAGAUGAAUUGUGAUA
Vigna umbellata (rice bean) is the source of this 2634-nucleotide messenger RNA. RefSeq lists its product as uncharacterized. Lineage: Eukaryota; Viridiplantae; Streptophyta; Magnoliopsida; Fabales; Fabaceae. The record is from RefSeq and is a predicted model, not a curated record.